UAAAGGCCGCUGCAGAGGAAGAAGUGAUUCUGCUGAGAUGGCACCACGCCACGAGGAAAAUCUCUGAGACGGGAACGUGACAAACAAAGGAGGAAGGAUUUCACAAGCAGCUGCACACGCAAAGAAAGUUACACAGAAAAAUCAACAAUAUCUGCUAUGAUAACAGGGGAAAGCUGCAGGAAGGAUAAACAUCUGGCUGCUAUCAAACACUGAAGCAGGUCUAUUGAUCUACCUUUGAUGAUCCUCCUGAUCAUCAUCUCGGUCUCCUGGCUCUCCUCCGGUGGUCCUCCAGGUCCAAUGAUCCUCUGCUGGUUGUCCUCCUGAUCCUCCUCGUGCUCCAACACAACCCUUCAGCUCAUCUGAAUCUCCAGACCCGUUGAACAGUUCAUUCAGUAGUUGGUUUCUCAGUGACAAUGGCUACCAACUCCCCUAAAGACAAGUAUUUGGGCGUGUGGAUGAUAUUCUUCAUGCUUGGUCUGGGAACCCUGCUGCCCUGGAAUUUCUUCAUGACUGCUACCAUGUACUUCCAGAAACGUCUAAAGGAACCUCUUUCUGCUGAGGUUUCAGUCAAUCAGAGUGAGUCGGUACCUCCGAGUGUUUUAGAGGCCAAAUUCAACAACGUUAUGACCCUCUGUGCCAUGCUGCCGCUGCUUCUCUGCACCUGUCUCAACUCCUUUCUGCACUCACUCAUUCCUCAGCGUCUGCGUGUGAUGGGAAGUCUCUCCGUCAUCAUGAUUGUCUUCAUCAUCACUGCCAUCCUUGUCAAAAUUCCUCUAGAGCCGCUGCCUUUUUUUUCCAUAACCAUGGUGAAGAUCAUAAUCAUCAAUUCCUUCGGUGCAGUGCUGCAGGGCAGUCUCUUUGGGAUGGCCGGUUUGCUUCCAGCUUCAUACACGACUCCCAUCAUGAGCGGCCAAGGCCUCGCUGGCACCUUUGCUGCCUUUGCAAUGAUCUGCGCCAUUGCAAGUGGUUCUGAGAUGGAGAGUGCAGCAUUCGGUUAUUUCAUCGUAGCCUGUGUAGUCGUUUUCCUGUCCAUCCUGUCCUAUAUCAUGUUACCAAAAUUGGAGUUCUUCCAGUUUUUUCAAGAACAAAACAGAAAACCAACUUCGGAUGAUGAGCAAAAUGCAGUUACCCUGAUGAACACGGAGCUUAAAGAUGCUACAACUGAUGAGACGGACCAGAGCAUCUCCAUGAUGAAGAUUUUUAAGAAGAUUUGGGUCCUGGCGUUGUCGGUCUGCUGCACCUUCACCGUCAGCAUCGGCAUUUUUCCUGCCAUCACCUCUGACACUAAAUCCACUCUUGCUAAUGGAGGCCCCUGGGAGCGAUACUUCAUCCCUGUCAGCUGCUUCCUGCUCUUUAAUCUGUGUGACUGGACUGGGCGGAGCCUAACAGCUGUAUGCAUGUGGCCAGGUAGAGACAGCCUGGUCCUCCCCCUCUUCAUUGUGGCUCGGGUGCUCUUCAUUCCUCUCUUUAUGCUGUGUAACGUUCAGCCUCGCCUCCAUCUGCCAGUCUACUUCCAACACGAUGGCUACUUUAUCGCCUUUAUGGUUCUAUUUGCCUUCAGUAAUGGCUACCUGGCCAGCCUCUGUAUGUGCUAUGGACCAAAGAAGGUUCUACCUCAUGAAGCGGAAACUGCUGGAGCUAUAAUGGCUUUCUUCCUGUCUCUGGGUUUGGCUUCAGGAGCUGCUGCCUCCUUCCUGUUCAGGGCACUGGUCUAACUGGGACACCUUCAUAUUAAUCUUCUUUUAAUGGACUGGACUUUAUUUUCUACCUUAAAGCGAUCCGUCGUAACUGGUUGACUGUUAUACUGGGUAUGACCAGAUGAAGAUCUGUUGGCUGAUAUAACAAGGAUGAACAUAAUGACGUAUUUUACACCUUUUCUAACGAUGGUGCUGUUUAUUAUGUGUUUUUUUAAGUAUAUUUAAAUAUUUUAAACUUGGAACAUUAUAAACUGUUCCAGAAUAUAAAGAACGUCUGAUAUUUAACAUCAAGCCUACUAUAUCUUUAAAGGUAAUUUUCAUCAGUUUGAAAUCAGAGUGUUUAAAAGUUAAAAUGCAAAUAAAUAAAUCUGAAUGGCAAAGACAGACU
Molecule: messenger RNA, 2085 nt
Organism: Cyprinodon tularosa
Lineage: Eukaryota; Metazoa; Chordata; Actinopteri; Cyprinodontiformes; Cyprinodontidae
Product: equilibrative nucleoside transporter 1-like
Exons: 13
Coding region: 414-1715 (433 amino acids)
Biological process (GO): nucleoside transmembrane transport; uridine transmembrane transport
Cellular component (GO): plasma membrane
Molecular function (GO): nucleoside transmembrane transporter activity
Source: RefSeq, a predicted model, not a curated record